CAAUGAAAUCGCGCUCCUCCUCCUCCUCAUGAGUGCAGCGAAGAUGGCGCAGGACAGAAAGGUGCCCAGCGAUCUCUACCAGCAUGUGUACUCGUUUCUCGUGGAGAACAAGUUCAGUAAAGCCGCGAAAGAGUUCAUAAAGCAGGCCAAAGUGAAACCUCAGGACCAAAAUGAGGACAAUCUUCUGGAUAUCUUCAGUUUUUGGGUGAAGUCCCCAGAGACUAAAAAGCGAAAAGCGGUCGCCAAUGGCCCCGCGGCUGUCAACGGCCCCUCAGCUAAGAAAGCAAAGAAAGAUAAAGAGAGUUCCAGUGAAGACUCCAGCAGUGAUGAGGAAGAUGCUGCACCUGCAAAGAAAGUCACAAAAGUAAAAGCUCCUGUUCCAGUGAAGCCAGCAGCUUCAAAAGCAGAAAGCAGCAGCUCUGAAGACUCAAGUGAAUCUGAAGAUGAGGCUAAAGCUCCAGUGAAGACACCCGUGGCUGUGAAAGCCGUUGUUAAGCCUGCAGUGGUGGCCAGGAAAAAAGACAGCAGUUCCAGCAAUGAAGAGUCAGACUCUGAUGAGGAGCCCUCUAAAACUCCAGCUAAAGGGGCCAAACCCAUAGCUUCGACCCCUAAGCUGGCGUCCACUCCUGCAGCUGCAGCUCAGAAGAAGCAAGACAGCAGCAGCGAGGAUAGCUCGAGUGAAUCUGAGGAUGACGCACCAGCUAAGACAGCGGUAAAAGCACCCGUCCCGGUGAAGACCCCUCCAGUCAAGCCAGCAGCCCCUGCAGAGUCCAGCAGUGAAGAGUCAUCCUCUGAUGAAGAAGAGACUCCUCCUACUAAGAAACCCAAGACUGGACAGUUCAGUGCUGUUCCGCCUCCUGGGACACUGACAGCGUCUGCUCCAGUCAAAGCUAAAAAAGCCCCUGCAGCCCCAGUAAAGACUGUGACCCCCAAACCUGCAGCUAAGAAAGACUCCAGUUCUGACAGCUCUGAUUCAAGCUCAGAGGAUGAGGUACAGAAGCCAGUGGUGAAAGCCGCACCGGCUAAAGCAGCUCCAGUUAAGCCAGCGCCUGCAAAGAUCUCUCCUGCUCAGGAGGAGGAAUCUUCAAGCUCAGAUUCAAGCUCGGAGGAUGAAGUGGCAAAACCAGCUGCUAAAACCACAACUGCAAAGGUUGUGCCUGCUAAAGUCACACAAGUCAAAGCCGCGGCUGUCAAAGUCACCCCUGCUGCAGACGAGUCUUCAUCUUCUAGUUCUGAUGACUCUGAUGAUGAGGAUGUGGCAAAGAAACCAGCCACAACAGUUGUCCCGGUUAAACCUGCGCCAGCCAAGAAAGCUCUGGCUAAAGUCACACCCACUGCAAAACAAUCAUCGUCUAGUUCUGAAGACUCUGAGGAUGAGGAACCAGCCACAAAACCUGCUCCAGCGAAGGCUGCCCCUGCUAAAGCUGCCCUUCCAAAGGCGGCAACUGCUAAGAAAGACGAAUCCUCAAGUUCAGAUUCAGAUAGUUCUGAAGAUGAGGCACCAGCUAAACCAGCAGCUGCUCCCAAACCUGUGAGCACUCCGAAACCUGCAGCUAAACCUGCGACAAAGACCGCUGAAAGCAGCUCUGACUCGGACAGCUCUUCAGAGGACGACGAGGAACCUAAAAAAAAAACUGCCACCACACAAGUAUCCAAACUGGCUGCUACUCCAGCAAAACCAGCCCCAGCCAAACCUACUCCUGCAGCUAAACCUGCGACAAAGCCCGCUGAAAGCAGCUCUGACUCGGACAGCUCUUCAGAGGACGAUGAGGAACCUAAAAAAAAACAUGCCACCACACCGGUAUCUAAACUGACUGCUACUCCAGCAAAACCAGCCCCAGCCAAACCUACUCCUGCAGCUAAACCUGCAACAAAGCCCGCUGAAAGCAGCUCUGACUCGGACAGCUCUUCAGAGGAAGAUGAGGAGCCUCAAAAGAAACCUGCCACAACACCGGUAUCUAAACCCGCUGCUACUCCAGCAAAACCAGCCCCUAAAGCCACUGUUAAACCAGCCGAAAGCAGCUCAGACAGCUCUUCAGAGGAAGACGAGGAACCUCAAAAGAAGCCUGCCACCACGCCGCUAUCUAAACCCGCUUCAACCCCAGCCAAACCCACUCCUACAGCUAAACUAGCCCCUAAACCGGCCAAAAGCAGUUCGGACUCCGACAGCUCUGACUCGGAGGAUGAGACUCCAGCUCCUAAGACGGCUAAACCAACAGCGAAUGUUGCAAAGAGCCCUGCGUCUGAUGCCAAAACCCCUGUACUGGCCAGCAAGCCUGCAGCCGAGUCUAGCAGCAGUGACUCUGACAGCUCCAGUGAAGAUGAGGCACCAGCUAAGACAACCGUGACUCCCAAAGUCACGGCGACCAAUGCUAAACCUGCGGUCGGCAACGGAAAGGCUGCAACAAAAACCCCCACCUCUGCAGCGAAGAUGCCGGCCAAAAAGACAGCCGAGUCUUCAUCCUCAAGUGACAGCAGUUCACAAGAGGAGGAGCAGCAGCCAAAAACACCAGUCGUGAAAACACUGCCUGCUACAAAAACACCGGCUGCUAAAGCCAAAGCAGAGAGCAGCUCAUCAGAGGACUCUUCAUCUGAGGACGAGGAAACAACAGAAGCCCCCAAGACUCCUGCUACUUCAGCAAACGGCACACAGAACAAAAGAAAGAGGGAUAAGGAAGAAAAGACCCCCAAGAAUAAGACAAUCACCACAUCCACACCUCAGACUUUUCCCCAAGUCAAACAGAAGGCAAGCAAUGCUCCUUUCCGUAGAAUAAGAGACGACGAGAUUGAUGUGGACCCCCGCCUAGCAGACAAUUCUUUUGAUGCCAAGUUGGGAGCCAAUGGAGACUGGGGACAGAAAGCCAACAACGUUCUUAAAUUCACCAAGGGCAAAUCUUUCCGCCAUGAGAAGACUAAGAAAAAGCGCGGCAGUUACAGAGGCGGUGCCAUCUCCACCUCCGUGAACUCCAUCAGGUUCGACAGUGACUGAGAACCAAACCAAACAAGCAACAUCAGAACUCACUCCAUCUAUUUCUCUUCUUUGCUGUAUGAGGUCUAGCCAGUGCUGUUCUGGCCCAUCUACCCUCUCUUCCUGCACGGCUGGCAGUUUACUGACACGGUUUUACGUUCAGUACCAUUGUGCCAGCAUAGACUGAAGGCAGCAACAGAAAGUAGUCAGGUCCAUAUACAUUCUUUGAUGCAGUUAGACAUGGCAACCACAUGGUGGCGCUGGUUCAUUGAGUGUUGCAAAUAUAAAGCCUCUUGAUUGGCUUCAAUGUAAAAAAUCUGUUUUUGACUUGGGUUUGACAGAUUAUGUAUGCACAUUCUAAAAGCCAAUUGUUAAUAAUGUACUAGAAAUUACAAAAAGAUGAGUUUUUUUUUAAUGUGAUAUCCCUUUGUUGGAAGAAAUGAGGAUAAAUGUCGAGUUGUCUCACUGAUGGUCAUUUCAAUAUAACAAAUGUCAUUUUUAUGCUUGUGUUAACAUUUACGAGCCUAUCCAUAUAUUUUGAGCCUGGUUACUUUUUUGUGUACGGUUCCAUUUUAAUUAGAAGCCAUAUAGUUAAUGACUCCGCCCAUUUCUGUUUGACUGACACUGGAACACCUGAAUUGGAACAACACAUUUAUCCUCAUAAAAUUUUAGUAGUUUUUGAUAUUUUAUUGUCCAUUCUGUGUUACACAGGGUUUUGUCAUUUUUCUCCCUCAUCAGUCUUAUAACUGUAAUUAAAAUCUCGACUGAUGAACCACAACUG
Molecule: messenger RNA, 3749 nt
Organism: Myxocyprinus asiaticus (Chinese sucker)
Lineage: Eukaryota; Metazoa; Chordata; Actinopteri; Cypriniformes; Catostomidae
Gene: nolc1
Product: nucleolar and coiled-body phosphoprotein 1
Exons: 14
Coding region: 29-2989 (986 amino acids)
Cellular component (GO): nucleolus; nucleoplasm
Molecular function (GO): protein binding
Source: RefSeq, a predicted model, not a curated record